Messenger RNA from Symbiodinium sp. CCMP2592, 1491 nucleotides. The record is from the annotation of a GenBank genome assembly. NCBI's taxonomy places the organism in Eukaryota, Dinophyceae, Suessiales, Symbiodiniaceae.
AUGCAGCGGUACGGGUGCCAAGACUUCGUCGAGGAGAUUGCUCAUCUCCAGAAGCUGGCCGAGAUGCUGCCAGACUCACCAGUCACCGAGAGCAUGGCCAACACCUUCAUGGCUAAGAUCCAGGGAUUCCAGUCCUGGUCCUCGGAGAGCAUCUGCCAAAUGCUUGCCAAGGCCGGCGAAGCUUCCAAACUGCCAGAGGCCAUGAAAGCAAAGAUUCUGGACACCAUCCAGAAUUUGUCCAUGAACACCGGCUCCCAGCUCAAGUUGGUGAACACUGGCCAGUCCGUCCAGCGGCUGUGUCCAUACUUGACCAGGCCAGACUGGGUCGCUUUGUCCACCCUCACGAGCCAAACGGACCAGCUGGAGCUCUUAGCCAAAAGACUCCGAGCCAUGGGACUGCAUUCUUUAAAAGAAUGCACCAAGUGCCAAGCGGUCGCCAUUGUCUUGAUGGUGCAAGCUUCGCAAGGCAAGCCAAGCCUUUCGGCAGCUGCCAUCAACUCGGCAGUCCAGGACUUCGGAAUCAUCUUCCAGUCCCUGCCAAGCAGCAAUUGCCCCGGCGCCAGCAGAUAUCCAGACCAUCCAUCAGAGAUGGGCCAGCUUUGGCUCUCCAAGGCCUAUGGUCCAGGCGACCAGCCAGAUCUGCAGGACCCAUGCCUGGCUCCAUUUUUGAAGAAAGUGCCUCUUCGAAGCACCCAUGCUUCAUUGGCCGGCGGCACCAGGUGCAGGUCCAAGCGGCCUCCAGCGACACCUCAGGGCUCCACCUUAAGCUUCGACCAGGAGCUGGAAAUGCUGAAGCUGCGGCAUGGCAUCCAAGCCCAAGCAGCCACACAAGGCACAGCCACUCUGCAGGGAAGCCAAGGGCCCACCGCCGCAGCAACAGCAGUGUUGCCUUGGCUGUCGCCGCGAAGCAUGGUCCAGUCCCACAGCCAGAGUGCUGCCAGCACAACUGCCCCUGGCCAGGUCUUUGGCCAGAGCACAGCAUCUGCCGCUGCUUUGCCACUUCCUCCGGCAAGCCCGCCUCCUGAAGCCACGACCAGAGUCGAAGCAGCUCCCACGGAGACGACUGCCAAGGAAGACAGUGCCAAGCAGGACGCCAAGACAUUGCAGGAGUACGAGCAGGAGCAGUUCCAGAAGCUGCUGGAUGCCAAGGCCGACAAGAAGAAGAAGGCCAAGGAGGACGGCCAGGCCGACCAGAAGCCCAAGAAACAGCAUAUGAAGCGGCCAGCAGCAGCCAUGUCUACCCGACAAAGCUCGGCGAACCAGGGCACCACCUGCAACGGCCAUGAGGCUGGCAAAGGUGCCACCGCCGCCAAAGGCGGCAGCACAAAGAUCCUCUACGGAUGUAUCCGCUGUCGUGGUAAUGUUAAGGGAUGCUCCAGUUGUUGGGACCCAAACUUUCGGGGCACCCGUCUCCACGGCCGCCAAGCUUGGAGGGAGUACAUCGAGGCCCACAAAGCCAACAAGGCCAUGAAGAAGGCUCCCAAGAAGUAG